GCCACCGUAGAGGGCUUCGGGCGGCCGCCGGGACGGAAGCCGAGAGGCGCCGCCGACCGCGCCUGCGACAGCGUCAGCCCUGCGCGGAGCGCCGGCCCUAUGGCGGCGGCGAUGGCCGAGGAGAGCGCCCGGAACGGCGCCCGCAACCGCGGCGGCGUCCAGCGCGUGGAGGGCAAGCUGCGUGCCAGCGUCGAGAAGGGCGACUAUUAUGAGGCGCACCAGAUGUACCGGACCCUCUUCUUCAGGUACAUGGCCCAGAGCAAGCACGCCGAGGCCCGCGAACUCAUGUACUCAGGAGCCCUGCUGUUCUUCAGCCACGGCCAGCAAAACAGUGCGGCUGAUUUGUCCAUGCUGGUCCUGGAGUCGCUGGAGAAGGCGGAGGUCGAGGUGGUCGAUGAGCUGCUGGAAAGUCUGGCCAAGCUGUUCAGUCUGAUGGAUCCCAACUCCCCGGAGCGAGUGGCAUUUGUGUCUCGAGCCCUGAAGUGGUCCAGUGGGGGGUCCGGGAAGCUGGGCCACCCCCGGCUCCACCAGCUGCUGGCCCUCACCCUGUGGAAAGAACAGAACUACUGCGAGUCCCGGUACCACUUCCUGCACUCCAGCGACGGGGAGGGCUGCGCCAACAUGCUGGUGGAGUACUCCACGGCCCGGGGCUUCCGCAGCGAGGUGGACAUGUUCGUGGCCCAGGCUGUCCUCCAGUUUCUCUGUUUAAAAAACAAAAGCAGCGCGUCAGUGGUGUUCACGACGUACACACGGAAACAUCCGUCCAUCGAGAGCGGCCCUCCCUUCGCGCAGCCCCUGCUCAACUUCAUCUGGUUUCUGCUGCUGGCCGUCGACGGGGGGAAGCUGACGGUGUUCACGGUGCUGUGUGAGCAGUACCAGCCGUCGCUCCGGCGGGACCCCAUGUACAACGAGUACCUCGACAGGAUAGGACAGCUGUUCUUCGGCGUGCCGCCCAAGCAGACGUCUUCCUACGGAGGCUUGCUAGGGAACCUUCUGAGCAGCCUCAUGGGCUCCUCGGAGCAGGAGGGCGAGGACAGUCAGGAUGACAGCAGCCCCAUCGAGCUCGACUGAUGCCCGCAGACCUGCACGGACUCGGCCUGGACCGCGGCGGGUGCGGCUCCCGAUGCGGGUCCAGACCCGGGCCCCCCGGCUCCGGCCGAGGCCGAGGGGCCGCACGUCGGGUGUUCUGGGGCUGCCGGGGCCGUGCUGGCCGGGCCGCCGUGUACCUUGAGAUGACCCCAAUAAAGCACAGGCCCUGCCGCGCCUCCUC
Eubalaena glacialis (North Atlantic right whale) is the source of this 1270-nucleotide messenger RNA. It is a transcript of the gene GET4, whose product is annotated as guided entry of tail-anchored proteins factor 4. The coding region runs from base 100 to 1071 and encodes 323 amino acids. Gene Ontology annotation, biological process: protein insertion into ER membrane. Gene Ontology annotation, cellular component: cytosol; BAT3 complex. The transcript is spliced from 9 exons. The record is from RefSeq and is a predicted model, not a curated record. Gene Ontology annotation, molecular function: protein binding. NCBI's taxonomy places the organism in Eukaryota, Metazoa, Chordata, Mammalia, Artiodactyla, Balaenidae.